AUGAGCGGAUACAAUUCGAAAGCGAGACCAGUAAAAAAUGAGGAUACGGUAACAAAAGUUUCAGUGUUCCUCAAUAUCGCCCAUAUCGAGAAAAUCAAUGAAAGAGAGCAAACGAUGUUGGUUCAUGGACAUUUAUGGGCAUCAUGGUACGACGAAUAUCUCACAUGGAGACCGGAGGAUUAUAAUGGAACGAGCAAAGUGUUGAUUCCAGCUUGGAAGAUUUGGCAGCCAGCGUUUGCAUUGUACAACAGUGCGAAAGGAAAUGCGUGGCAUUUGUAUAUGAACGGCUUGCCAGCGACAGUUUACAGCACAGGAAAAGUUUGGGCUAGUGGAACAUAUUCAUUCUAUGUCACAUGCUACUUCGACUUUUCAAAUUGGCCGUUCGAUGUUCAGGAAUGCCCUAUUGUAAUUGCUGAUUGGGUUUACGAUCUUUCCCGUGUAAAUCUCAGCGAUCCAGAAGGUCUUAGUGAAUACUUGAAGCCGACAAUCCGCCUAAGCUAUGAUCCUGUGGCGAAAAAAGAAAAGAAACAUCUUGGGGGGUGGGAAGUUCUCAAGACGUGGAAAAAACAUUGCUAUUGGGGUCCGAAUGGCUGUAAAGAAGAUGUUCCUGAAGGAAAACCUGAAUGGUAUUGGUCGCUUCUCGAAUUUGGUGUCGUCAUUCAACGUCAUGUGCCAUAUUUUGGAGCAACAAUGCUCAUUCCAGCGGGGCUUACUGUUCUUCUUAUUCUAAUUUCAUUCUGGAUUAACACAUUUUCAGUAAUGAUUAGUGUGUUGGUAUUCAAUAUAAUGUUACAAGGGCUUUAUGGUUGGGAAAUGAUUGAAAAGAUGCCUCCCGGAAGUGGAAGCACACCGAAAAUUGUCAAGUUUUAUUCGAUGAACCUUUCGUUGUGUGCCGUCGCAUUUGUCUAUGCCGUUAUUGCAAAGUUCAUAGAAGACGAAAUGCCGGAAAAUUAUAAGAUCAAUUUUGGAAUUGAUAUCACUCAGUUGUUAGCAAAAUUUGGACUUGGCAAAGUAUUCACACCUACUGGAAUCUCAUUUGAUCCACAAGAUUUGAUGAAUGGAAUUGCAAGUAAAGAAGAGGAAAUUGAGAGUGGCGGAACAUCGAACACUUUGAUUGGAAUGUCGGAUGCGUUAAUUGAAUCUGGAGAGGUGGAAAUGGGCAGCUCGCAACCAUCUGCAAGCCAGAGCGGAUCUGAAAUGCUGAUCGCAAUCAAUCUUCCGACGAAUUCGAGCACCUCCGAAGAGCAUCCGCAAUUCCAACAGAAAACUCCAUCGAAAUCCGCAUCGAUCAAGCCAAUCCAACUACAAUUGCACACGAUUCGUCGCAUUCUCUUCCUCGUCUACGUUGUAAUUUAUGUGAUUGUUGUUGCGGUUUUUCUCAUUUUCUAA
Caenorhabditis bovis is the source of this 1389-nucleotide messenger RNA. NCBI's taxonomy places the organism in Eukaryota, Metazoa, Nematoda, Chromadorea, Rhabditida, Rhabditidae. The record is from the annotation of a GenBank genome assembly.